This is a messenger RNA of Melanaphis sacchari, 1126 nucleotides long. RefSeq names its product E3 ubiquitin-protein ligase TRIM33-like. The record is from RefSeq and is a predicted model, not a curated record. Bases 385 to 1032 code for a protein of 215 amino acids. Gene Ontology annotation, molecular function: DNA-binding transcription factor activity, RNA polymerase II-specific; protein binding. The transcript is spliced from 5 exons. Lineage: Eukaryota; Metazoa; Arthropoda; Insecta; Hemiptera; Aphididae. Gene Ontology annotation, cellular component: nucleus. Gene Ontology annotation, biological process: regulation of transcription by RNA polymerase II.
ACAUUAUAGUUGCUAGUUAAUAGUUAUUACAGUUGCCGACUGCCGUCUUGCUCUGUUGACGUCUGAGUCUAUCGCUCUGUACUCCACUACAGUCUACAAUAUUACUUUAUAAUAUUGUUGUUCGAUUUUUGCUUUCAACGCUUAUACCGUAUACGUCGUGUUACGUAAACUGUCGAUCGGUUUCACAUUUACGUUGAAAUAUUAAUCGAAUUUCAACGCCGACGUGUAAUUUUAAAACAAAUAAAAUUCGAAGAAUUACGUUGAACUCUCAUCCGUUUACUUAAUAUAGCUGAAGUUAACCGAAUUUCUCGUAACUAGAGAGACUAUAGUUUUAUCUACUCCUGUUAUUUAAAUUGAAAAUCUUCCGACAUCAAACGACAAAAAAUGGCUAAAAAUAUGAAUGUAGCAUCUAAAAAAGCGAUGAAGACUAAAAAAUUAGAUUCAAGUUCUGAAGACUUUUGUGCUGGUGUAGACAUUAAAGAUUAUUCUAAGUGUUCGGGUUGUACAAAUUGGGAUGAAAAUUUGACAGGUUGUUCGAUUUGUAAAAGGACCUAUCACGAUAAUUGCCAUGUUCCUUAUCUUUCUUUUAUAAUGACGAACUCUUCAAAAACUUGGAAAUGUACAAUGUGUAUUGACAUAGAACAUGUAUCGAAAGUCAUGAAAAAGGGAACAAGUGAUCCCGAUAAAAAAACUCUCAAUGAAUAUGAACUAAAAAUGGCAGCACGCAUAUUAUUAGAGUUGCUUUGCGAUGGGAUAAAUAGUUAUCCAUUUAUGGAAUGUCCAUCUCCUAUUAUACACCCUGAUUACUAUCAAGUGAUUUGUCUACCAGUGUCAUUAAAUUCUGUAAAAAGAAAAUUGUUAUCUAAAAUACAUUACUAUACAUCAUUUGCUGAUGUAAUAAAAGAUAUUAAAAGAAUUUAUUCAAACUAUGUACUCUAUUACACGGAAAAUGAUCCACUUUAUUUCAAGGUUCAGGAGCAAGAAAAAAAGUUAAACGAAAUGCUUUCUAAAUGGGUGCCACAAUAUAAAUAGAUCCAGUUAACUCAUUUGAAUAAGUAUGAAAAUAAAUGCAUAGAUUGGUGGUUUGGUUCUUUUUAUUUUAUCUGGGUACUUUUAAAUUUUUUUU